Messenger RNA from Anthostomella pinea, 795 nucleotides. The record is from the annotation of a GenBank genome assembly. NCBI's taxonomy places the organism in Eukaryota, Fungi, Ascomycota, Sordariomycetes, Xylariales, Xylariaceae.
AUGGGACGCUCAAGCAGAAACCGAGCGAAGAAGAUCGCCGAAGGCACCAUCGCGGACCGCCGACGCAGCCAAUCUCGCAAUGCGGCGAACGACCCCUUCGGCCCCGGUCCCGCCCGGCCCAAGCGCACCCUCUCCUUCGCCGAGCUUUCCGAUUUCAGUUACGAAUUCCCUGGCUCUUCUUCGACCUCAACCCGUGCGGUCAUCUGGCCCCAAGAGCAACUCGAAGCCCUUAUGAAGACCCUGGGCGUCAGCCGCACGUACGAUAUGAAGCCGCGCCUCCGACACCUCCUCAUCUCCUCCUUCGAGCAUGCGCAUGAGCAGCGCCGCCACUACGAUGCCAAGGAAGAGACAGUCGACAUGCAGGAUGCCUUCUUCGCCCGCGUCGUUUCCGGCGUCGCCGCCGAUGCCGCCAAGUCCAUCGACCUCCGAGACAUCGAGGCUGGCACCCUCCGGUCCCUCGUGGAGCUCUACGUCGCCACCCGCAAGGAGUUCCGCAUGAGACAGGAACCGCAGGAGAAGCUGGUACACCGAAAGGCCAAGGCCGAGAAGGCCGACGACGAUGACGAGGACAUGGGAGGAACAGGCUCCAAGGAGCCGGUGGUUGAGGAGGGCUAUCCGGACGACGAGGACGACCUGUUCUUGUACCAGACCACGGAGUACAUGUACGACCCCGCCAGAGAGGACAACAAGAACAACCGUCUCGUGAAGCUCGUGGAUCGAUGGAUUCAGUGGCUGGAGGUAGAGAAGGGCCAGGCCGUCGACCCGGGCGUCUUCGAGGCCCUUGCGGCUUUCUAG